UAGAUUGUAUUUGUUUUGGCUGCUUUCCUUGCCUGCGCUUAUGCUAAACCUGGUGGCCCAGCUGCCUAUUCAAUCUCCGCGCCCAGUGCUGACCAUGCUUCGGUGGGUCAAUCACAAGAGCACACCGUCAAGGGUCAUUACGGUCAAUCCUCACAGUCGGAAUACUCAAGUGCAGUGCAAACAGCUCACUCACAAUCGCAUGUACAACGUUCCAGCAUUAGCAAUGAUGCUGGCUAUGCUCCCGGUCAUGUAGUGGCUGCUGCUCCUGCCGUUGUCAGUCAUGCUCCUGCUCUAAUUGCCCAUUCUGCACCAGCCUACUCACAUGGUAUCUCUUAUGCUGCUGCCGCUCCCGCCUACUCACAUGGUAUUUCUUAUGCUGCUGCCGCCCCUGCCAUUUCACAUGGUAUUUCUUAUGCUGCUGCCGCCCCAGCCAUUUCACAUGGUAUUUCCUAUGCGGCUGCUGCUCCCGCCAUCUCUCAUGGCAUUUCUUAUGCUGCCGCCCCAGCCAUCUCUCACGGCAUUUCUUAUGCUGCUCCAGCCAUCUCUCAUGGUUUGUACUCUCAUGGCAUCUCACAUGGUAUUUCUCAUGGCAUCAGCGGUUAUGCUGCACCUGCAGCCAUCAAAUAUGCUGCAGCACCCGCUUACGCUCAUGGUGCUGUCUUAGCUGGUCAUGGCUUAGGUUUGGCUGCACAUUUGGCCCCAGCCCAUUAUGCUGCCCCCGCCAUUGUUAAAGCUGCUGUAGCUCCAGCUUUAGUGCAUACAUCCGUUGCCGGUCAUGGUGUCCAUUACGGUUACUAA
Messenger RNA from Calliphora vicina (urban bluebottle blowfly), 798 nucleotides. Its product is annotated as cuticle protein 16.5. The transcript is spliced from 4 exons. The record is from RefSeq and is a predicted model, not a curated record. NCBI's taxonomy places the organism in Eukaryota, Metazoa, Arthropoda, Insecta, Diptera, Calliphoridae. The annotation marks the transcript as partial.